This is a messenger RNA of Parnassius apollo (apollo), 204 nucleotides long. The record is from the annotation of a GenBank genome assembly. Lineage: Eukaryota; Metazoa; Arthropoda; Insecta; Lepidoptera; Papilionidae.
AUGCUCGCAGCCUCGUAUCUGGGGCUGCUCGGUCGCGGCGGCGGAUGCCGAAGUGACCGAGACAAGCGUGAGCUGAUAGUGGCGAGUACCAUGAGCACUUCGGAGACGGAGCUGAUAGAGAGCACAUACAUGGUGACGCCCACCUCCACUGGCGGACCUGCAAUCAAGCCCAAUCGUGAGUCGCGCACGCGCCUCGCGCCGUGA